GCUUCCGCGGGGCCUCCUCUGAACUGUACGCCUGUUGCUUGUAAAGCUAUCUAGAGGUGGGAGAGUGGCUCGCGGGCCGCCGAGGCCCGGAGACGAGUUCUUGGGGAAAGGGUCGGUGAGGUCGGCGCCCCGUGUGCUUCAGACCUGCCUGUAGCGCGCCCGGCGCAGGACCUCAGGGCCCCGCGGGGGCCAGCGUUUCGCGGCAGAUCGUCUUUCCGGUUGGGCAAGCGGCCCAAGCCCGCGCGCGGCCAGUUUGUGGCCAGAGGGCUGGUUGCCCCGGUAACGCGGGAGCAGGUCCGGGGACGCGCGCCCGUAGGCCAGGUUCGGGCAGAAGGAAGCCGUAGCAGAGCCCGCCUGGAUCCCGGCCCUUCACUGAGCUGGGGUCCCGGCCGUGACUUCCGGAGGGGCGCGGGAGCGGGACUGCCCACCUGUGCGCGCCUCUCCCUGUCCACCCCUACCCAGGCGGUCUCGUGAGCCCCAGCCGCCUCGAGCCUUCUGCGUCUUCCGCGCUGUCCCCAGAGUGGCGGUGCCAUGAAGCCCAACUUCUCCCUGAGACUGAGGGUCUUUAACCUCAACUUUUGGGGCAUUCUCUACUGGAGCAAGCACCGGGUAGACCGCCUGCAGCGCCUGGGAGACUUUCUGAACAUUGAGAGCUUUGACCUGGCUCUACUGGAGGAGGUGUGGAGUGAGCAGGACUUCGAGUCCCUAAGACAGAAGCUGUUGCCCACGUACCCAGCUGCACACUACUUCAGGAGCGGAGUCUUUGGCAGUGGCCUUUGCGUCUUCUCCAAACACCCAAUCCAGGAACUCACCCAGCAUGUCUACACCCUCAAUGGCUAUCCCUACAUGAUCCAUCAUGGUGACUGGUUCAGUGGGAAGGCUGUGGGGCUGGUGGUGCUCCAUCUAAGUGGACUGGUGUUCAAUGCCUACGUGACCCACCUCCAUGCAGAGUACAAUCGACAGAAGGACAUCUACCUAGCACAUCGUGUGGCCCAAGCUUGGGAACUGGCCCAGUUCAUCCACCACACAUCCAAGAGGGCAGACGUGGUUCUGUUGUGUGGGGACCUCAACUUGCACCCAAAAGACCUGGGCUGCCGCCUGCUGAAAGAGUGGACGGGGCUACAGGAUGCCUACCUUGAGACCCAGGACUUUAGGGGCUGUGAUGAAGGCUGUACGAUGGUACCCCAGAACUGCUACGUCAACCAGCAGGAGUUGGAGCCGUAUCCCUCUGGCAUCCGCAUUGACUAUGUGCUUUACAAGGCAGUUUCUGGGAUCUACAUUUCCUGUAAGACCCUCAAAACCACUACAGGCCAUGACCCUCACAAUGGUACCCCCUUCUCUGAUCACGAGGCUCUAAUGGCGACUCUGUAUGUGAGGCACAGCCCCCCCCAGCACAGCCCCAGCCCUACCCAUGGACCAGCAGAGGUGUCACCAUUGAUCACUGUGCUGAAGGAAGCCUGGACAGAACUGGGUCUGGGCAUGGCUCAGGCUCACUGGUGGGCUGCCUUCGCUAGCUGCGUGAUCGGUCUGGGGCUGCUUCUCCUGGUGUUGCUGUGUGCGUUGGUGGCCGGAGGACAGACCGGGGAAGUUACCUGGCUGCUCUUGAGCCCCAGCGUGGGACUGGUGCUGGGAGCGGGUGCAGUCUACCUCUUCCACAUGAAAGAGAUCAAAGGCUUAUGCAAGGCCCAAGCUGAGCUCCAGCAUGUGCUGAGAAGAGCCAAGGAAGCCCAAGACCUGAGCGUGGUGUCUCAGCCAGCCCAACAGGAGGACAGAGCUGAAGAACAAUAAAACUUGACACACUUUA
Messenger RNA from Loxodonta africana (African savanna elephant), 1804 nucleotides. RefSeq names its product sphingomyelin phosphodiesterase 2 (gene SMPD2). The record is from RefSeq and is a predicted model, not a curated record. The transcript is spliced from 10 exons. The coding region runs from base 532 to 1788 and encodes 418 amino acids. Gene Ontology annotation, molecular function: sphingomyelin phosphodiesterase activity. NCBI's taxonomy places the organism in Eukaryota, Metazoa, Chordata, Mammalia, Proboscidea, Elephantidae.